ACAUUUUCCUCUAUAACCGUUUUGUGUUUUCUUCACUCGAAACUUUGACAAGGAGUUAUGAGUUCUUUCUUUGCUUAUCAUCGUCCCCCCCCCCCCAAACAGAGAGUUCCCUCCUUUUACUCUCCAAUGUUUGGCUCCUCCUAGUUCCUUGCGGUCUCUCCUGCCUUCAAGUGGGUCUCUCAGGUGGUCUCCUUUUGGUUCCUUACGGUCUCUCCGGUGGUCCGUCCGGCGCUCACCUCUUCCAAGGUGCGUUCUUUUUCACUUUCGGUUCACCUCUCUUCGCACUCCCAGUGUCCCGUGGCGGUGACCCAUUCUCAACCAAUUGAUACUGGUAGCUUUCAAAUUUCUCAACCACCAAGUCCAUAUUGAAUGCUCCAGGAUGAUGGGGAACAUGAACUGCCUAUAAAUGUUACAGAGGAUGAUGUGCCAAGCAAUCUUUUUGAUUCCACUGGAGAGUUACAACCCUGUCUUGUUAUAUUGGACAAUGAGGAAUCGGACGAUGACGAACAAGAUAUUUAUUCAGAUAGUGAGCCUGAAUUCGAUGAUUAUGAGAGUCCAGAGGAAGGCGUACUGGUAGUGAUGGUAAUGUCGGUAGAGGUCGAGUUACAGGCCGUGGUGGCAGAGGAGGUAGGACGACAUCAUUUACCCCCUUUGGUAAGUCGUACAACUUCCUCAUCCCUCCCUCCACUUCGGAUAGGAUCAUCACCAUCUACCAUCGACUUUGUUAUGGGAAGUGCGUGUAUUCCUCACACUCCCACUGACCCGAUGGGGUCGACACAGCAGGUUGCAUCCCCUGCAAGCGAGGUAGGAGAUGCUGCUUCGACACUUCAUUUAGAGUGGGGGAGGUGUGAUCCACAGACUAAACGUAUAUGGGUUCGUCCUUUAGGCACCACAGAGUUCGAACCUUAUGAUGAGAUCAUGGACUUCAUUGAUAAUCAAAUAUUCCGUAAUUUUAAACAUGUAUGGAGCACAUGGAAAGACGUUCCUAAAGACACUCGUCUUGGUUGGAUGAAUGAUUUCUUGAAUCAUUAUAGGUGGUUGCCCGAGGAUCGCCAUAACCUGGCAAGAGCUUGGCAUCACAGAGCCACGACAAUGUUCGCAGAUAAAAUGCAUAAAGUAAGAUAUGACAUCGGCAAAAAUGCAUGGUGUAGUGAAUCAUUAAAAAUCCAAUUGAAAGAAAAAUGGAAAAACUGUCCUAAGUUUCAAAUGAGAUCUGCUCAAAAUAAGGAAAAUAGGGCCAAGCAGGACACACACACAUAUGCUGGAGGGUCGAUUCCAAUCAGCAAGCAUCGACAAAGGAUAGAGGCUUCUAGAGAAGUGCCGCCUGAAAAGGUUGAUUGAGCUACCUUCGAGCGAACUCAUUCCCAACAGCCUGAAGCUGGUUAAAGGCGGUGGUUAGGUCCCAGAACGGAGCUAAUAGCGGUUUGAUCAUUUAUUAUUUGACGUUUGUUUUUUCUAUGAUGAUUUAUGUCAUGUUUUACAUGUCCAUAUGUGUGCUGGUUUUCUUUACUUGCAAGAAAAUUAUCAUAAACUUGAAGAGGAGAGGUCCGCACAGGCGGCGACAGACGGUCAAUCCAGCUCCUCCUAUUCCGAUAAUGGAAACAUGUUGGUUACAGCUGCAGGUGGAUUCAACAAGAAAUGAAGGAUGGUCGGGCUGGGAGGAUAUGCUAGCCAGCUAAAGCCUAGUAAGCGGCCCUCUACCCAGGUUGACAGUGUUUCUGCAGAUGAGCUUAAAAGGAUGAAGGUGUCCCACUCCCAGAUUCAUGAGCAAUUGCAUGCUGCGACAGAGCAGCUAACUCAGCAAGCGAACUUUAUGAAGCAGCACGCUGACAUUAUGAAACAAAUGCAGGAACAACUCCGACUUUUAAUGCAGGACAAGGAAGCCAACUGCAACAAGUCGAAGGGACCGGCGCCGGAUGAUGACCCUGAUGAUGAUGAUGAUGACUUUGCUAAGACUUUAGAGGCAUACUAGUUGUUGUUUGUAUGUUUUACUUCUUUUAGGACUUCAGAGAUAUAUCAGAUAUUUUUUGUAUGUUUUAUUUUGUUUAGAACUUUAGAGACAUUUUAGUUGUAGAUUUGAUGGUUGUUGUUG
Messenger RNA from Gastrolobium bilobum, 2092 nucleotides. RefSeq lists its product as uncharacterized. The transcript is spliced from 10 exons. The record is from RefSeq and is a predicted model, not a curated record. Lineage: Eukaryota; Viridiplantae; Streptophyta; Magnoliopsida; Fabales; Fabaceae. The coding region runs from base 370 to 1341 and encodes 323 amino acids.